AUGCCGUGGCAUCUCAACCUACCACCUUAAAUGCCACUGCUAACAGAGGCAGAUGCCGUGGCAUCUCAACCUGCCACCGGAAAUGCCACUGCGAGCUGCCGAUGCCACUAUUUGAGCUAGCCCCUGUUGACUGUAUCCAUUUUCCGCUAGAAAUUCAAUUGUUAUAAACUUUAGAGACAAAACUUUCCUAAUACGCCAGUUUCUGCGGUCAUGGAAGAUGAACGUCUGUGAUUUCGGUGCACGCGAACAACGUGUUUUUGUUGUUAUGUCACAGGGUGUGAAUAGCUCAGCUGUGUGGCCGAGGCUAUUCUACCGGGGGUGGAGACACUCCGAAAUAGAUAUGAGGUAGAUGAGAAGAGCAGUGUUGAUUGACUUUGUUAUGUAAUAUAGCUCCUCCUUUUACUUUCAGUUCUCAUGUAAUUCCACUGAACGGGACCAAGGAGUUUAUAGAAUACCCUGGACUCUCUGGAACCUGAUGUGCUUUGUUCUCAUCAUGACUGUGAAAAUACUUCCGAUUCUCCUGACGUUAUGGACAGGUGUGUGUCCCCAGAGACCCAGAGAGAUAUAUGUCAAGGAAGGUGAGAUGGUCGCGCUGUACUGCCCCCGUCCCAGAGGGUAUGAUCAUGGUGAUGCCAAACUGAUCUGGACCAGUUACACCACCCAGGACAUGGAUCUGACCAACAACGUGUCAUCAGCUGAGCAGAGGCAGAUGGGCAUACUGGUUCAUGGGAGGAGCCUUGUGAUUCUUAAUGCCUCUGUAAACUAUCGGGGGAAUUACUCAUGCACUCAGGGGAAUGCCAGCACCUGGUUCAGGCUGACAGUUCUCACACCACAGUCCAGAGAGUAUGAAAAGAUGACCCAGUACCCUAUAACAUGUUACACACAAGAGACCUGCACAUUGCAUUGCCCUGAUGUAAACAGACCUGCUCCAAACAUCCCGAAUAUAACCAGCAACGGCAUUAUAUGGCACAAGGAGGGCGAGUCAUUGCCAAAAAACAGUUACUUCUCAAGUGUGGAAGAGAGUGAUCAUGGGGUCUACACCUGUACCAGAUCUUACCUGUGUUAUGGUCAAAUAUAUAACAUGACCUUUACAAUGGUGCUUGAUGUCCAACCAAAGGAAAAACCUGGGAAAGAUGCUGCAAUCACAGAACCACAGAAUAAUCAUGUAUUUCAUGUAGAUUUGGGCUCACCAAAGGUGAUUGAUUGUAAAGCUGUUAUGUAUUCAGACUUUGAUGAGGUAUUCUGGUUAAGUGGGAAAUCAUUGGUGGAAACGGACAUCAGCUUACCAGUUUUCUACAAUUUCACAAGGGAAAAUAAUGACGGAGAAUUAAAGAUGACAGCAUCUCUCGUCUUUAAAAAAGUGUCAGAGGAGGAUCUAUCAAAAAAUUACACCUGUAAACUGCAAUCUGUAUCCGAACACUCAAGCUUUGUCACAAUCAACUUGGCCCAAAAAUCAUCAUUUUCGUCACUCUCCCUCGCUCUUGGCAUUGUGUUGGUCGUGGUGGUGAUUGUUGUAGCAGUUGUUCUGUAUAUGAAGCUGAAAAUGGACAUUGCUGUUUUUCUACGACGCACUCUUUGUUGCUAUCCCAGCACCUCAGAUGGAAAGAGCUAUGAUGCCUUUUUGGUCUGUUACAAGAGCAACACAGACGUAGGACUACAUGAAGAUGACAGAAAAGAGAAGAGAGAAUGUUUUGGAAGAGAGCUCCUUCUUCUCCGUCUAGGAUCUGACCUGCUGAGUGCCAUCCAUGAAGCCCUUGUGGAGCGACAGGCUCAGGUUCGUUACCAGAGGCCUUACAGCUUCUUAGCGAGGCUGGCGACUGUGUCACCUGGAAGGGCAUAAGCUCCAUGCCGCCCUCCUCCUCCUUCUGGAAGCAGCUACGUUAUUACCUACCUUCCCCGCAGCGUGCAUCAAAAGAAAGGCUUUUACCUCAGACAAUCCAGUAUGAUAACUUUUUAGUUACAAUGAAUAUAUCAGAUCAAUUGUUUUUGUAUGCUACAUCAUAAUAAUAAUAAUACAUUCUAUUUAUAGAGCACUUUUCAUGAUAAAGCUUUCUUGUGAUUUCCAAUUUACUCUCAAAUAGUUUUUGAAGAUCCUCUUACUCACAGGAAAUAACUGUUCUCCAUCCCUUUUCCACCCCGAUAACUUAUUUCCCCUACCACUCGACCCCACUCACCCCUACCACAUAUAUCAUAAAAUGAAGUGCCUUGGUGUAGUAAUGCCCACUCCUGGUGAGCCUCAGCACUGCAGAUCUUCCAUCUCUCCCUCACUCUGCGCACACCUGUUGAACACAUUUCAUUGAGCAAAUAGGCCUUUUUGGCAGCAGACAUUUUGACUUGUCAUUGUGGCAGAAAUUCUCUUUUGUGUCUGUUUCUGUUGUACCAGUACUUUUAAAUCAGCAUUGUGUUUGAUAUUAUAUUCAAUUAUUACGUGUAUGAUGAAAAGGUAUAAAUGUAUAUUUGC
Perca fluviatilis (European perch) is the source of this 2461-nucleotide messenger RNA. RefSeq names its product interleukin-18 receptor 1-like. Gene Ontology annotation, molecular function: interleukin-1 receptor activity. The coding region runs from base 476 to 1840 and encodes 454 amino acids. The record is from RefSeq and is a predicted model, not a curated record. The transcript is spliced from 10 exons. Lineage: Eukaryota; Metazoa; Chordata; Actinopteri; Perciformes; Percidae.